UAACCCAGGACAUUGGGAAGGGAGAGUAUUUAGGACCAGGGAUCAAUGCCCGAAGGUGUCCCAAAGCCUGGACGAGACAACCUGCAAAUGUUUGGAUUCCCUGAGCAAUCUUUUGAUGACUAACUCCAGUGCGGAGUGUCGGGGAGGGGGCUACCCGUCUUCAGUGGUUUGGGGACGGGUCGUGAGUGGUACAAAACGAGUGAUCCCUACAGGGUGUGACUGUAGGGAUGAGUUCGCCUUCAGUCCUAGACGUCGCGACUGUUGGCAGUGGGUCGAUUCACAACAGCCUGGCGUAGCUUCAAUUUCGGCUCCGGAAUCACCCUUUGCUGUGUCAUAUCUGAGGCUAGAGAGGACCGCGAGGCGCAGGAUCGCUGGGCCGGCCGGGCGGGCAGGACACACCCAGUGCGCAUGCGCACAACCCGGGCCCGGAAACAGCGCGGGGUCAGCCAUGGCUGCUGCCGCCGAGGGCGUGUUAGCGACCCGGCGUGAGGAGCCCGCUCGAGACGAUGCCGCCGUGGAGACAGCUGAGGAAGCAAAGGAGCCCGCUGAAGCUGACAUCACUGAGCUCUGCCGGGACAUGUUCUCCAAAAUGGCCACUUACCUGACUGGGGAACUGACGGCCACCAGUGAAGACUAUAAGCUCCUGGAAAAUAUGAAUAAACUCACCAGCUUGAAGUAUCUUGAAAUGAAAGAUAUUGCUAUAAACAUUAGUAGGAACUUAAAGGACUUAAACCAGAAAUAUGCUGGACUGCAGCCUUACCUGGAUCAGAUCAACGUCAUUGAAGAGCAGGUAGCAGCUCUUGAGCAGGCAGCUUACAAGUUGGAUGCAUAUUCAAAAAAACUGGAAGCCAAAUACAAGAAGCUGGAGAAGCGAUGAGAAACCUGUUUUUAUGGGAUAGAGUCUUUUUUUUUUUUUUUU
Cebus imitator (Panamanian white-faced capuchin) is the source of this 919-nucleotide messenger RNA. It is a transcript of the gene BLOC1S2, whose product is annotated as biogenesis of lysosomal organelles complex 1 subunit 2. Gene Ontology annotation, cellular component: BORC complex; BLOC-1 complex; gamma-tubulin complex. Gene Ontology annotation, molecular function: gamma-tubulin binding. The record is from RefSeq and is a predicted model, not a curated record. The transcript has 6 exons. Gene Ontology annotation, biological process: endosomal transport; lysosome localization. NCBI's taxonomy places the organism in Eukaryota, Metazoa, Chordata, Mammalia, Primates, Cebidae. The coding region runs from base 116 to 877 and encodes 253 amino acids.